CCGUAUAUCUAUCCAGCUGUCCGUGGUUUGGCAGUCCGGUGAACGAAUUUCUCGGGGUGAUCAUUACGUAGGGUUUAUGCUGGUGGCCUUUUCCACGAGCGACGGUGAAAAUUCAAGGUGUCAAAAUAUCGAUACACGAUCGAGUGCCAAUCGAAAACCUGUUAGGUAGAACUAAUUUUGAACAACCUAUAACGGUAUUGUACGAUAGAGUGGCCUUCGGACUGACAAAAGGCGAAGACGUACGCAGCAGAAACAACUGGCGUUCUCGUAUAUGUGACGAGGUCGUCGAAGUAACCGUCGUGCGGAGCUGUGAUUACUUUUAUUGAAGUAUAGCAUUAACGUAAGGUGUGGACGGCAUCGUAACGUUCUGGAACUAUCCAUAUCAACGAUUUGGGAGCGACAAGCCCAUUCGUGAGGGAUGUCUACCCCCGCAAGAAGGAGACUAAUGAGAGAUUUUAAAAGAUUACAAGAAGACCCACCCACUGGAGUAUCAGGAGCACCAACAGACAAUAAUAUUAUGAUAUGGAAUGCAGUUAUAUUCGGACCACACGACACUCCAUUCGAAGAUGGUACCUUCAAACUUACAAUAGAAUUUACAGAAGAAUAUCCAAAUAAACCACCUACAGUGAGAUUUGUUAGUAAGAUGUUUCACCCUAAUGUAUAUGCAGAUGGAGGCAUUUGUCUUGACAUACUGCAGAAUCGUUGGAGCCCUACUUACGAUGUCUCUGCUAUUCUAACAUCCAUACAGUCCCUUUUGGAUGAACCAAAUCCAAAUUCUCCAGCCAAUUCUUUAGCGGCACAAUUAUAUCAAGAAAAUAAGCGAGAAUAUGAGAAGAGAGUAGCUACUGUUGUUGAACAGUCUUGGUUGAACUUCCAGGAAAGUCACACGGAAGAUUCCCGCUGACAUUAAGUAUGACUCAUUAAAUAAUUUCAUAAAAUUCAUUUGAUACAAUCUUUUAUAUCGUUUCUAUGAAUUUGUGGCGUAAAAAUAUUUUUCCUGUGCCUCCAAAGUUAUACAUUAAUAAAUCCUCCAUUGUUCUACAAAAAUUCACUUCUAUAAUUACUAGCCAAUGAUGCUAUCUAACUUUACCACUUAAUUUCAGAUACGUAAAAAUGUAGAGCACUGGAUGUAAUCAUUAUCUAUAAGUAUAAGUAAAAUGUGUAUGAUUUUGCUCAUUAUAAUUAAAAUUUAGGCGCAUACACAACAAAAUUCAACAAAUAAAAGAGAAAAAAAUACGUAUAAAUACCGCUUUGCAACAUUGAUUUACAUUAUAACUAACAGUUGUAUUUAAAUAUAAGUACACCUUUAUCAGAUAAUUUUUAAACAGUAAAAAAAAUUAAAUGCCGCUUGCUUAUGUAUUCCACGAAAACGGAUUGAAAAAUAGCUUGCUUUUUUUUUUAAAUUCGGAAGGUAAAUGUGUCAGUGUACAAAUAAUAUAGUACGUACGGUUAACUUUGUGAAAGGAUGACUAAUAUCUGUAAGUUGCUAAUAAAGUUGAAACAACAUCAGUAACGGUAUAUUCUAAUUAGUAUCCUUUCAUUAUAAUUUUUUAAUCAAUUUGAAAGGAAAGGUAAAAAGAAUCAAAUUGAUUACCCUAAUAAAAAUCAGCAAGUUUAAUGAAAACGUUAACUUUAUUUUUUAUAAACAUGUUCCAUAAAAAAAAAAUUUGUAUAAUUACGCAAAACACAAAUUGAUAUAAAACAAUUUGUUUUGCUGCUUAAGUUCGUACUCGGCUAUGAAAAAUAAUAGCUUGUCGAACAUGUACGUUACAUACUAAACAGAAUUUGUAUUCUAAAAAUACAAUAUUUUUAUAUACAAAGAAUAUUUUCAUUGUAACAGAAAAGGUACAUGUAAUGGAACUAGAUAUACGAGUGUUUCUUAUAGUCUCAAUAAUUUUCUUCUGCGCACGUAUGAUUUGUAU
Molecule: messenger RNA, 1922 nt
Organism: Colletes gigas
Lineage: Eukaryota; Metazoa; Arthropoda; Insecta; Hymenoptera; Colletidae
Gene: Ubc6
Product: ubiquitin-conjugating enzyme E2-17 kDa
Exons: 4
Coding region: 419-904 (161 amino acids)
Biological process (GO): DNA repair; protein polyubiquitination; proteasome-mediated ubiquitin-dependent protein catabolic process
Cellular component (GO): HULC complex
Molecular function (GO): ubiquitin conjugating enzyme activity
Source: RefSeq, a predicted model, not a curated record